GAGUUGCUCGCGUCAUUCAUAGUAGUUACUUGGUUGACUGCGAGUUGUUUUAUAGAAUUGGACAGUACCAAAACAUUACUACAAUGGCUGACGUUGAACAAGCUCCCGCCGCUGCCGUAGCAGCACCUGCCAAGGCUGGCAAGGUAAAGACACCAAAAAAGAAGGUUGCCAGUAAAGGAGUCAAGAAGCCAUCUAAUCACCCGAAAUACAGUGAGAUGAUCAAGGCAGCAGUAGGUUCCCUGAAAGAAAGGGGUGGUUCCUCCAGACAAGCCAUCUUGAAGUAUAUUAUUCGUACAUACAGUGUUGGAAAAGAUGAGAAAUCUGUCAACAGUCACCUUAAAUUGGCACUAAGAGCUGGUGUGAAGAAUGGUAAAUUGAAACAAUCCAAAGGUUCUGGUGCUUCUGGUUCAUUCAAACUCGGCGAAGAUAAAGCUGAAAAGAAACCCAAGGCCAAGAAACCAAGCGCCAAGAAACCAAAGGCUGCCAGCAAACCAAAAAGCCCAAAGAAGGUUAAAGCCAAGAAGCCAGCUGGAGAAAAGAAACCCAAGAGCCCAAAGAAAGUCAAGAAGCCUAAAGUUGCGAAAAAUUCACCCGCGAAGGCAGCUAAACCCAAAAAGGCAACAAAAUCGAAAGCAAAGAAAGCCAAAUCACCAAAGAAGGCGAAAACUUCAAAAUAGAAAAUGUGAUGUGUUAGAGGACUAACAUUAUAGACACCGUGAGUGAACAUACGGAGUGAAUCAUCAUCAUGUGCUAGGAAAUUAACUGUUUAUUAUUUUGUUGUUCAUAAUUUCAUUGACGUUUUUAUUCUAUUUUCAUCUCUGGUGCAUACCUUCAUCAGGCAGCGUUGUUUGUUUCAAGUAGAAGCAUUCACUAGGACAUUUUCAUGACUACUAGAUAUAGAUAUAGUUGAUCAUCGUUGACUCAUUAUCAUCAUCGUAUCGUACUAGACUAGUUCAAUCAUGUAAAUAUACAUCGUGCUAUGUACAUUAUAGAUCGUUAUUUAUAGUUAUUUCAUAUUCAUUAUGUUUAUAAAUCUCAUUUUCAUUGGAUAAAAUUUGAUUUUUUUAUAA
Patella vulgata (common limpet) is the source of this 1070-nucleotide messenger RNA. RefSeq names its product histone H1-delta. NCBI's taxonomy places the organism in Eukaryota, Metazoa, Mollusca, Gastropoda, Patellidae. Gene Ontology annotation, biological process: nucleosome assembly; negative regulation of DNA recombination; chromosome condensation. Gene Ontology annotation, molecular function: nucleosomal DNA binding; structural constituent of chromatin; double-stranded DNA binding. Gene Ontology annotation, cellular component: nucleosome; nucleus. Bases 84 to 677 code for a protein of 197 amino acids. The transcript has a single exon. The record is from RefSeq and is a predicted model, not a curated record.